AUGCUGAAGGACAGCCAGAUGUACCUUUGUAUCUUCUUUUUGUUUGCAUUUGGGAUAUUGUAUGAGUUCUCCCUAGAACCUGGUUGCAUCUUUUCCUGCAAACCUGUUGCUAAACAACUCAUGAUGCCCCAAGAUGUCCUCUCCCAGGGGAGAAGUAUCAUCUUUCUGGAGACAACUGACCGUCUACAGCCUCCACCACUGGUUUUAUGCUCUGUGGAAUCUGCUGCUAGAAUCUAUUCAGACAGACCCAUCAUUUUUUUUAUGCAAGGGCUGGACAAUAGCACAAUGACAGAUUUCAAGUUGGCUUCCCCUUCACUGUCUUUCUUAUCAGCUAUGAAGAAUGUUUUCCUUUUCCCCCUGGAGAUAGACAUUUUGUUCCAGGACACACCUCUAUUCCUGUGGCACCAUCAGGUGAAUGCAACACAGGAGAAGAACUGGGUCUAUAUUAUCUCUGAUGCAAUCAGGCUUGCAAUGGUGUGGAAAUACGGUGGGAUUUAUAUGGACACCGAUGUCAUUUCCAUCCGACCCAUCCCAGUGGUCAACUUCUUGGCAGCCCAGUCUUCCCAGUUCUCCAGCAACGGGAUCCUUGGUUUCCAGCGCCAUCACUGGUUCCUCUGGGACUGCAUGGUAGAUUUUGUUCAGCACUACAAUGGAGCCAUCUGGGGAAAUCAGGGCCCUCACUUAAUCACAAGGAUGCUAAGGAGGCUGUGCAACCUCACCGAUUUCAAUAAUGUGGAGGAUCAGACCUGUCACAACAUUUCCUUCUUGCACCCCCAGCGCUUCUAUCCCAUCCCCUACAAACUGUGGCAUAAGUACUACGAAGUGUGGGAUUCAAAGCCAGACUUCAAUGAGUCCUAUGCUUUGCACCUGUGGAACUUCAUGAACAAGAAAGAGAAGAGAAAUGUGACCAUUGGGAGCAAUGCCCUAGUGGAAAACCUGUUCGGAACACAUUGCCCUACUACUUACCAGACUCUUAUUCAAGCUGCACAAGGAAGCAAACAGAUGUCUCAAAAUAAAACUAGCCCAUUGUGGUAA
Messenger RNA from Zootoca vivipara (common lizard), 1035 nucleotides. It is a transcript of the gene A4GNT, whose product is annotated as alpha-1,4-N-acetylglucosaminyltransferase. The record is from RefSeq and is a predicted model, not a curated record. Gene Ontology annotation, molecular function: acetylglucosaminyltransferase activity. Gene Ontology annotation, biological process: protein O-linked glycosylation. Lineage: Eukaryota; Metazoa; Chordata; Lepidosauria; Squamata; Lacertidae.